AGGGGUCACGUCAAAGCGGCGUAGACAAAGGGCGGGCGCGCGCACGUCUUUACGCACGCCUCGGCCGGCGGCGGCGGCCAAGGGCGGGAGGGAUCGUUCACGGAGGGACUGGGAGCCCCGGAGCCUCGCCGUCGCUUUGGCAUCAUGUAAGCAACUUCUUGCCAAGAACCCAGGUCACCGCUGAGAAGGGGGCCUCAGGGAGAAGAAUAUCCAGAAGAAACUAAUGCCAGACGCAUCUGGAGUUGCACUCCGCGCAAGCAGCAUGAGACAUUCUGUGCCAGCAUCUAUGUCCUGCUGGCCAAGACUGUAGCUCUCCAGGUUGGAGGGUCCUGGACGCAGCACGCACCAGGAGUCUCUCCAGAGGAAGAAUGGGGCCAGAUAUGAACUUUCUACAAUGAACACAAUUUUCAGCUUAUGAAAGAGUUUUAAGUAAAACAAUUAUUUAAUUUCCACAUAUUCAAGUUCAAUAGCCUUCUGUGUAAGGUGCCAGCAGUCACCCCCCUCCACAGAAGUUAUCAGGAUUAUUCUGGCACCAAGUUGAACUCUUCUUGGUACUUCUGGCAAUGACAGAUCUUCGGGACAGAUUUAUCUGCUAAAUGCUCUUGAGCAGGAAAGAAAAAGUAAAACUUCUAGAAGGAAAGGAGCAUAAGGGGAGCAGAGCAGAGAUCCCUCCCAUGCUACUCACUUUCACAGAAACUGCUCCCGGACUCAGAUGCUUGUGCUGAAGAUCGCUCCUGCCUCAUUCACCUCUAGAGUCCAUCUGUUCUGGGGAGAGCUGGCAUUUUUGGGCUGUCCCCUACGGCCUUUUUUUACGGUCCUCCUGCCCCCAGGCAGUCGAAUGAUGUGAACUUGGAACAGGGUUUGCUAUCCUAUGGGGACUCGCUUUCUCUCCCAGGCUGGUGCUGUCUGAUAGGACCAUCCGAAGACAGUGGUUUGUUCUUGGGGAGGAGGGCACUGGCCCUGCCUGGAUCCUCCACCAUGUUCCUGUUGCUCCCCUUUGACAGCCUGAUUGUCAACCUUCUGGGCAUCUCCCUGACCGUCCUCUUCACCCUCCUCCUCGUUUUCAUCAUAGUCCCUGCCAUUUUUGGAGUCUCCUUUGGUAUCCGAAAGCUCUACAUGAAAACCUUGUUAAAAAUCUUUGCGUGGGCCACCUUGAGAAUGGAGAGAGGCGCCAAGGAGAAGAACCACCAACUUUACAAGCCCUAUACGAAUGGAAUCAUUGCAAAAGAUCCCACUUCGCUGGAAGAAGAGAUCAAAGAAAUCCGUCGAAGUGGUAGUAGUAAGGCUCUGGAUAAUACUCCAGAGUUUGAGCUCUCUGACAUCUUCUACUUUUGCCGGAAAGGAAUGGAGACCAUUAUGGAUGAUGAGGUGACAAAGAGAUUCUCAGCAGAGGAAUUGGAGUCCUGGAACCUGCUGAGCAGAACCAACUAUAACUUCCAGUACAUCAGCCUUCGGCUCACGGUCUUAUGGGGAUUAGGAGUGCUGAUUCGAUAUUGCUUCCUUCUGCCACUCAGGAUAGCUCUUGCUUUCACUGGGAUUAGCCUUCUGGUGGUAGGCACAACCGUGGUGGGAUACCUGCCAAACGGGAGGUUUAAGGAGUUCCUGAGUAAACAUGUUCACUUAAUGUGUUACCGGAUCUGCGUGCGAGCCCUGACAGCCAUCAUUACCUACCAUGACAGGGAAAACAGGCCUCGAAACGGUGGCAUCUGUGUGGCCAAUCACACCUCUCCCAUUGAUGUCAUCAUUUUGGCCAGUGAUGGCUACUAUGCCAUGGUGGGUCAAGUGCACGGGGGACUCAUGGGUGUGAUUCAGAGAGCCAUGGUGAAGGCCUGCCCACACGUCUGGUUCGAGCGUUCUGAAGUGAAAGAUCGCCACCUGGUGGCUAAAAGACUGACUGAGCAUGUGCAGGAUAAAAGCAAGCUACCCAUCCUCAUCUUCCCAGAGGGAACCUGCAUCAAUAAUACAUCAGUGAUGAUGUUCAAAAAAGGAAGUUUUGAGAUUGGAGCCACAGUUUACCCUGUUGCUAUCAAGUAUGACCCUCAGUUUGGUGAUGCCUUCUGGAACAGCAGCAAAUAUGGGAUGGUAACGUACCUGCUGAGAAUGAUGACCAGCUGGGCCAUUGUCUGCAGUGUUUGGUACCUGCCUCCCAUGACCAGAGAGACUGAUGAAGAUGCCGUCCAGUUUGCAAAUAGGGUGAAAUCGGCCAUUGCCAGGCAGGGAGGGCUCGUGGACCUACUUUGGGAUGGUGGUCUGAAGAGGGAGAAGGUGAAGGACACGUUCAAAGAGGAGCAGCAGAAGCUGUACAGCAAGAUGAUCGUUGGGAACCAUGAGGACAGGAGCCGGUCCUGAGCCCGCGCCUCGCGCUGGCUGGAGCCACCACUCGCGGGCCUGACCCGCGAGCCAGCUGGAGCUGCCACCGCCCCCUGCCACCCCCACUGCUGCGUCCUUGCCACCUGCAAGGCUCCUCAGGCCGCCCUGGAGCCUGGGACUCCAGCUUCUUCAGGACCGCCCCGGGGACCCCUGGGCUUGCCAUCGGAAGCGGACGCCGCUGGGGGCCGCUGCCCGGGAUGGGACACCCUUCUUGUCUUCUUUACAAUGAGUCCAUUGGGGGAAUGCCAUUAAAGUCCCCUCUCCACCUGCACACAUGUGGGACUGAGUGGUCGGGAAGAAUCGGCCGUGGGCCUGUGUUUGGUCUGUUGCGGGUGCCACGUGCCAGGGGCUCUGCUGGGGAAGGGGUCCACCCGUGCGCAAGGAGACAGCGCCGAGGCGGUGCGGCCUGCUUUGGCCUGAACAUCACCCCCUGCCCCGGAGCUCUGCAGACUGGAUGGAAAGAAAACUGUUGUCUGCAGGGGCUCUCAGCAAAGCGAGGUUUCAUUCCUGUGCUGCUGCCACGGGCAGUCACCAGAGGGGACGGUGAGAAGCAAGGUGAUCGGUGACUAGCGUGUGGUGGGAACCAAGAGUCAUUUUGUGUUCCAGCUCCAGUGCUAACCCUGAACUCCCAUGUGACUUGCUCUCUGUUAACUCGUGCCUCGGUUUCCCCAUCUGUAACCUGGCUCAGGAGGGGAAGGGUGGUGAUACCUACCUCACAGGGUUGUUGUGGGGAUUGAAGUGCUACUUUGAAGGACAAGUUGCUCAGUGUUACAAGUGUAGGUCCAUGAAACGUGGCAGGACAAGGUCUGAGCUCAGAGCUGCUGCAGAGGGCUUUGGGUUUGUUUCUGUGAGUCAAUAAAAUUGUCUCUGAUGGUCAA
This is a messenger RNA of Neofelis nebulosa (Clouded leopard), 3248 nucleotides long. It is a transcript of the gene GPAT4, whose product is annotated as glycerol-3-phosphate acyltransferase 4. Gene Ontology annotation, biological process: triglyceride biosynthetic process. Gene Ontology annotation, molecular function: glycerol-3-phosphate O-acyltransferase activity. The coding region runs from base 979 to 2349 and encodes 456 amino acids. Gene Ontology annotation, cellular component: endoplasmic reticulum. Lineage: Eukaryota; Metazoa; Chordata; Mammalia; Carnivora; Felidae. The record is from RefSeq and is a predicted model, not a curated record. The transcript is spliced from 13 exons.